AUGUCACAGAAUCGUCCCAAAGUCAGUAUUGCUAUCAAGGCCCCCGGCCGUGGCGAGCCGCAGAGAAAUGAAGACGGCAGUGAAAAAAUAAACCUCUUGCUGAGUGCUGUCUUCAUUGACCCUCUUGAUGCCAAAGCUUAUUACCAGUUCCUGAGCGACAAAGCUGAGGAAUACCCCAAUUACGAGACCGCACAUUUCCAUGAUUGGAGCGAGGUGCAAACCAUCGUGAAAAUCGAGGGCCGCGAACCAGCAGGCUUCCCGAGAUCAGAGAAUGAAUAUUACACGUGCUCGUUCGAGACUAAGGAAGACGCAGACGCUUGGGAAAAAUACACUGGAAUAUGGGUGAAGGACAGCAGUUGUCCCGCAACACAAAGGGUUCUGAAGAGGACGUGGGACCUUGACACCUUUGCAGCACUCCUGGGACGAAAGCCUGAAGACAUUCGCACUUGA
This is a messenger RNA of Phaeoacremonium minimum UCRPA7, 450 nucleotides long. RefSeq lists its product as hypothetical. The record is from RefSeq and is a predicted model, not a curated record. Bases 1 to 450 code for a protein of 149 amino acids. The transcript has a single exon. Lineage: Eukaryota; Fungi; Ascomycota; Sordariomycetes; Togniniales; Togniniaceae.